AUGUUAGACCUGAAGAAGAAUCGUCUCUCGACCUUUCUGAGAGCGGAGAUCCAGCCUCAAUAUGCCCAUUGGCCUCUUCUCGCCUGCUGUUUUUCUUCAGGUUUAGUGGAUAGCACGAUUUACAAUGCGUACAAUACAUUUGUCUCGAUGCAAACCGGAAAUACAAUCUUCGUCGGCCUCGGCGCAUCCAAUCUCAACCCCCGUCCAUACGGCUGGGCUCGCUCCCUCACCUCCAUCGGCUGCUUCAUCAUCGGUUCAUUCAUCUUCGCUCGUCUGAACCGUUUCCUGGGCGCGACAAAACGAGGAACCCUCAUCCUCUCCUUCCUGCUCCAGGUCAUCAUGCUGAUUAUCACGGCCGUCCUGGUACAAAGCGGUGCCAUCGCCGGCAUCCCGAAGAAUAAUACCUCUUCCACCGAUACAGAAUGGACCCAGGAAGCACCCAUCGUGCUCCUGAGUAUCCAAUCCGCCGGACAGAUCGUGGCAAGUCGCGCGCUGGGAUUCAAUGAGAUUCCAACUGUGGUUAUCACGAGUCUUCUUUGUGAUUUGAUGUCGGACCCGAAGCUGUUUCUUGUGCGGAACGAGAAGCGCGAUCGGCGUGUGAUUGCUUUCGUGCUCACUAUGGUGGGUGCUAUCGCUGGUGGUUGGAUUACCAAGGGGACUGGGAAUAUCUUCGCGGCGUUGUGGAUUGCGACGGGGUUGAAAUUGGGGAUUGUGCUGGGGUGGAUGGGGUGGUCUUCUUCUAUAUAA
Messenger RNA from Aspergillus tanneri, 747 nucleotides. RefSeq names its product YoaK family protein. The record is from RefSeq and is a predicted model, not a curated record. Lineage: Eukaryota; Fungi; Ascomycota; Eurotiomycetes; Eurotiales; Aspergillaceae. The transcript is spliced from 3 exons. The coding region runs from base 1 to 747 and encodes 248 amino acids.